Amphiprion ocellaris (clown anemonefish) is the source of this 1277-nucleotide messenger RNA. It is a transcript of the gene ndufa9a, whose product is annotated as NADH:ubiquinone oxidoreductase subunit A9a. Gene Ontology annotation, cellular component: mitochondrion. The coding region runs from base 54 to 1199 and encodes 381 amino acids. The transcript is spliced from 11 exons. The record is from RefSeq and is a predicted model, not a curated record. Lineage: Eukaryota; Metazoa; Chordata; Actinopteri; Pomacentridae. Gene Ontology annotation, molecular function: protein-containing complex binding.
GCGACUUUGGUAGAGAUGUAUUUUGGCCCACACAGGUCACCGUAGACGGAAAGAUGGCUGCCGUGGCGCUGGUUAGCCGUCCUGCGGGUGUCCUUCCGAAGAUUUCAAGCAGCUGCUCUCCUGCAGUCCUAUCAGUUGCUUCUGUCUCCACAGUCCAGCAGAGAAAGUUGCACCAUGCCGUCAUCCCCAAAGGGAAAGGAGGACGCUCCUCGUCCAGCGGAGUAGCGGCUACUGUGUUUGGUGCCACGGGGUUCCUGGGCCGAUAUGUGGUCAACAGGCUUGGUCGGAUGGGCUCUCAGAUAGUAAUCCCCCACCGCUGUGACCAGUAUGACAUCAUGCACUUCAGACCCAUGGGUGACCUUGGGCAGCUGAUUUUUAUGGAGUGGGACGCGAGGAACAAAGACUCCAUCAAACGGGCUUUGGAGAACUCGAAUGUUGUCAUCAACCUGGUGGGCAAAGAGUGGGAGACGAGGAACUACCGCUUCGAGGAUGUCUUCGUGUCCAUCCCUCAGCAGAUCGCGAGGGCAGCAAGAGAAGCUGGCAUCACAAAGUUUGUCCACAUGUCACACCUGAACGCUGACAUACGCAGCCCAUCCAAAUACCUGAGGAACAAGGCUGUGGGAGAGGCAGCAGUGAGAGAUGAGUUUCCAGACGCUAUCAUCAUGAAGCCCUCUGAGUUGUUUGGGAGGGAGGACAGAUUCUUCAACUACUACGCAAACAUGCGCUGGUUCGGCAACGCUGUUCCUCUCAUGGGUAUGGGGAAGAAGACGGUGAAGCAGCCUGUACAUGUGGUGGACGUGGCGAAGGCUAUUAUUAACGCUAUCAAAGACCCUGAUGCUAAUGGGAAGACGUUUGCACUUGUUGGGCCCAACCGUUACCUCCUUCAUGACCUGGUGGAGUACAUCUACGCCGUGGCACACAGACCCUUCGUUCCCUACCCCCUGCCCCGCCCUCUCUACCACCUGGCUGCCCAGUUUUUUGCAAUGAACCCAUUUGAGCCGUGGACAACCCCAGACAAAGUGGACCGGUUUCACACAACAGACAUGAAGUACCCGGGACUGCCUGGUUUGGAGGAUCUCGGCAUCACCGCUUCCUCUGUAGAACAAAAGGCCAUCGAGGUUCUGCGUCGCCACCGCCGAUUCCGUUACCUGGAGGCCGACCUGGACGAGACGAAGCCAGCGAAGACGGUCAACUAUUAAAGCCCCUCAUGAGGAAGCUCCUUCCAAUGCUUUGUCUUUAAUUAUAUUCUGUACAUAAAUAAAGAAUUCUCCUCUAAA